Messenger RNA from Temnothorax curvispinosus, 4152 nucleotides. RefSeq lists its product as uncharacterized. Bases 1487 to 3301 code for a protein of 604 amino acids. The transcript has 5 exons. Gene Ontology annotation, biological process: mitochondrial protein catabolic process; mitophagy by internal vacuole formation. The record is from RefSeq and is a predicted model, not a curated record. Gene Ontology annotation, cellular component: mitochondrial outer membrane. NCBI's taxonomy places the organism in Eukaryota, Metazoa, Arthropoda, Insecta, Hymenoptera, Formicidae.
AAAUUAAUUGGCUCCAAACACCUUACGGUUAAAAACGAAAAAAAAAGACAUCGUUCUAAAGAUCGAUCAACGUGUGCGGAGAUAAUUGCGUGACGAUAAUGAGACCGGUUUAGAGGUAUCGCGUCGAUACCGAGCGGAAAUCAUGAUUCAACAAUGAAGAAACAAGGUUGAGAGAUUCAACGAACGCAAAAGCGUCUGCGAAUCAAGAGUGAAAUGUUCCUGCCGGCUGUUUCUGAACGCGGAAUUGCGAAGAGAGGUCCGUGUGGAGGAGAAUAACGGUUAGAAAAUUAGACGCCGGUCUGCCUCGAGGCAACUUACAUUUUCUACCAGGGACUAGACGUGCAGAAAAUCGUGAGAGAGAGAGAGAGAGAGAGAAAGAGAGAGAAAGGAAGAGACUCUAACCUCGUCAAGAACAAAGUGAAGUCAAAGCUAAGAAAAACGUGGGGUCGAGCGAGAGUAAUCAGCACGCGCCAUUCUAAUGGAUAUGAUUAUAAAAAGAGUCAAUUUUUAAAUAUUAUUCCACCAUUAUGAAAAUGUCUCAUUUAUAUGCCUGUUGCAAAAUAUGGAAAGAAAAAAUUGUUUUUAUAAAAUAAUUUAAAUGUUGUAUUUCUAUGUGUCCAAGAGAAAUUUUACUUAUAGUAAUUUCAGAGAUCAAUUUCAAGAACGAGAAAGCUAAAUUAAUUAAACGCUUGCUAAUCAAUUUAACGUGUAGGGCAUGAGAGUAGAACGCGCGCAAUCAAGGAAUAACAUUGACGUAGAAACGAAGAUGUUGAUUCAAACAAGAAUAGUAUUACAGGAGAAAUUAUGCUCGUUUACUUAGGAGAAAUUGACCACGCAGCAUGCAAUCGAAGAACCUGUUCUCACAGUGUGUGUGCAAACAAACAAAUAAUCUUAGAAAUCACUCUCUCAAUAAAUAAAUCUGAAAAAGAAAGAUAUGUGGUUGAAAUUCUAACCAGAACCAUUAAUUCAAUUAAUUGACGUCACUCAUACACGUGAAAGACUUUUGUAGGUAGUAAUUUUAAAGAUAAUUUCUAUUUGAAGAAACGCUCAUCGUAGAGUAUUCGAAAUCGAUUUGACUGACGAAGGUCUAAAGGCAGCUAAGGCAUACGCAAGUAAAUUGACAAAAAGAGACAUCAUUUCGAUAGAUUCGCCUUCGAAUACAUCGUGAAAAGUAUCAAUUUGCGAGAAAAUACGCGGAAGGUGGGACGCCGAGCCAAGGUUCGCGAAAACGCGUGGCUGAUAGGUCAAAGAUCGCAUCGAGGACAGAGAGAAAGGACCGUGAAAGUUACGAAGCGGAGGUAGAAGAAAAGCCGACUUGAAAAGUGGAUGGUGCGUCCCGGAGACGGAGGGACCGUCGUAAAGGUGAUUCUCAAGUAGCAUUUUAACCCCCGGUCCCACGAAAGGAAUAAAUAAAUAAAGAGUUCGGCGCCUACGUCGAAGGGAGAUAAAAGCGUUAGGAAAGUAAGGCGGCGAAGUGGGCGCGAAGAUGAGCAGGCAAAGUGUACCACCCCCAGGCAUCAAUUCCUGCGAGAGGAUCAGGCCGGAGCGACCCAGAAAUACGAUACAGAGGCUGGUAUGGGGUCCCGGAACGCAGUUCCAGGUCGGUCAUAUCGGCAUCCCGGAGGAUGAGGGCUCGAAUCCGCGGAUGGCAUUAAGAAGACUGCUAAGAUUGUAUGAGGGCAGACAGUAUAGGGAAGCAGCCGGGUUCCUAAUGAAGCUGCCGCAUUACACCUUAAAGACUGCAUUGCCGGAUAUUCCGGUGGACCUGUUGAUCGAAACUCUACCGCACAGCCUCACCUUGCUGGAGGCGCUCUAUUCCCGAUUGGUGGAACUAAACGUCAGCGACACGAAGAUCCUGCGGAUCGAGCAGGUCCUCUGGAGGAUAGUGCACCUGAUAUCGACCAGUCAAGAUCACUUCCGACCGCGAAUCUGGUGUAAACUUCUCGUGUCAUUGAACAGAUUAUCGCCCAACACGAAGAACGCGCUGUUAUCGAGGAAACGUGCCCUAGAGAGAGCUGUAGAAGGACUCGGCAAGCACGGACUGGUGCCUUCCUCGCAGACAAAUAUCUCCGAGAAUUCCGUUACACCGAAUUUAGUACCAUUGCCGAUGGCACUGAAAGAGGAACUCGAGACACGAAUGGAAGCGUACAAAUUGGCGUUGCACAAGAUCGAGAAUUUCGGCAAACACGCUGGGACCAAUAAAGCGGAUCAAGGUGUACAGGCGGCUUCGCAUCAGCGGCAGCUUUCCCUGAAGUACAGCGAGAUCCAGCAGCGGCUGAUCGAUAAUCAAAGCCUGUUGAACACCUUGGAGAAAGCGGGCGGGCCGUGUAGCCUGGAGAAUCUACUAGCGGAGCUGAAGCACCGGGUCGAGCAAGAUAAGGAGGCGCUCCGGCAAUGGACGGCCUUGAGGAAAUCGACGUCCGGAUCGACGAAUGCGAAGAAUCCGGCUCUCGCCGCCAGACUGUUGCAGUUUUCGCGGGGCUGCGCGCUCGCCCUACAGCUCAUGAGCGAAGAUAAUCCGCAGGUUUUCCAUUUGGACGAAAAUCUCGGCGAUGACUACGAGGAGGAGUCCAGCAGCGCUGGCUACCACACGGACGAGAGUUGUAGCCCGACUCCGGAGCCGGUUGUAACGGGUAGUAACUGCGAGGUACUCAGCGUGGAGGAAAAUUGCUCGGAUUUAACCUCGACGAGUAUCACAGUGGAACAGCUCGCCGAGAGGUACGGCGCACUCUACGCCCAGGCCAACUUGCAUACCCUGGAUGCCCUGGACGCCCUGGAGUCCCUCAAGGACGCUCCUGAUUUAAAAGCGAAGAUUCUCUACUCGGUGGUGGUGCUCUCGUGGCGUCUAGCCGGCAUGGUCCAGACGUCGAGGCGCCUGGAAGCCUUGAAAAUCCUGAACGGCGCGACCGCGGCCCAGACGGCGGCGGCGACUCCAGAGCUCGAUGAAUGCAUAAAGCGACAGCUGGCCACUUCCGGGGCGCAAACCGGUUCCCGCGAGGUCGCCGAGCAGGUGGUCAACCAGUUGGAGAGGACACUGUACGACUUUCCGUGUCUGCGUGGCUGCGCCGAGGUCAAGAAUUACGCCACCGCGUGCUCCACUUUGGCCUGGGCGUGCCUGGCACGUUCCACGCCGUUGGUGCUCGAUGCGGCGCAAAGUCUGGAGUUUCGCCGAGAGAUACACGUGAGGCAUCACGCCUCGCCGAAUCCGCACGGGACCAGGAUCAGGUCGGUCCUGUGGCCGGGACUUCGGGAAGGUUGUCAAGGUCCCUGCCUUCACAGAGCCGUUGUCCUAACUUGUUAAAGUACUGCGACUUUUCUAUAAAAAAAAAAAGAAAAGAAAUUCAUGCAGAAUUGUCUUUCAAAAACAUAUUCAUGAUACGAAAACAUUUUUCACAUACAUAAAAUUUUUUAAGUGCAAGUAGUCUCCACACUGUAGAAAUCAGCCCCAGGUAAAUGAAACUGUACAAUAAUUUUCUAAUGAUUUAAUUAAAUAUAAAUUAAUAAUAAAAUAAUAUACUCAUAUAUUUAAUAAUCGCAGAACAAUUUAUCUCCGUUUCAAAUAUCUAUUUUAAUAUAUUUUGAAGAAAAGUGUCAAUAAAACUUAUGCAGAUUUACAUAACACAUUUACAUAACACAUAAUUAUAGCAUGACACAAAUAAUUCAAAUUUGUGCAAUUAUCAAUUUACAAUUUACAGACGUAUAUAACCGUCUCUCUGUAGUGUUUUCAGAAGUGCAAUUUGACAACGAAAAGAGAGAGAUGUACGUAGGUCGAACUCGCUAAUUGAAUGUACGGUGAAAGGCAGAGACAAUAACGCGUGGGAUGCUGCACCGCAGCAUGCUCCAAUUUCAUUCGCGCUUAUGAUAUGCAUUCUACACCGUUGACACUUGACGCCGCAACCGGACCUUAAAUUUCAGAAACGUAUCUCGGGCGUGCUGCUCGCGGUUCCGCUAACCGCGGAAUCAAGAAUUCAGAGUAGUAUGAUAUGGUAUGUUGCGGUACAUCAGUCCACCAUUUUUAUUUACACAAGUCUUAUCUAUAUCACAUUGUCGUAAAGAAGAAAAAUGAAGAUUGACGUUGAACGUAUCAAUCGAUACGUUUGAUCCAAAAAAAGAUGACGAAUAAAAAACAAUUACGUAAUAUACCAUAUCAUA